CUUUUUUUCAAAAAGACGCGGGAUUCCAGCUGGUGAAGGGGAGGUCCUGCCCCGUGGGAAGAGCCGGGCACUACUCAGUUCUCUUUCUGCCAUUUCCCUGCCCUUAUCAUCUCUAUAUUAAACAAAGAGAAGAUUUUAACAUCACUCUGCAGACUGAACCAGGGCUCACACUUGCUAGGCAAGCAUCCUGCCACUAAACUAAAUUCCCAACCCAACUUGAACCAUUUUGAAGUUUGUGUUUCAGUUGAACCCCUGUUUCAUCUCAAAGUCACCAUGAGCUCUAAGAAGCGCAGAUCACAGAAGAUCCCGUUCAAUGCAAGGAAGAAUGCAAAAAUCAAUGACUAUUUCUUUCAGGUCCCCAAAGAAGAACAGAAUGAUUCCGAUAUUUCUCAAGCAAAAGUGGACUCCAGAAAAAGACCAAGAGGUAUAACCGACACCCAGGAUUGCAGAGCCAAGAAAAUCCGACAAGAUCAGACUCCUCCCCUAAAUAAGACAAUUACAGUCACCUUGGAUGUGAACCGCAGGAAAAACAAAAACAUGAAACAUAACCACACACAUGGAGAGACAAGUAGCUUAUAUGCAGCACUCAACACUCUUGAUGCUGUCAAAGAAGAGAUAAAAAGACAACAAGGCAAAGAAAUGCUGGUGCGCGGCAUAGAAGGAAUCGAAGGGUACAUAAACCUUGGCAUGCCCCUCUGCUGUUUUCCAGAAGGCAGCCACGUGGCCAUUACAUUUUCUCAACGUAAAAGUGAGCCAGAAGAAAAUAAACGGUCGUUUGAACCACAGAACCUAGCAUCUACCAGUUAUGUCCGAUUUUACAUUCAUGCAAUUGGGAGUAAGAGGAAAAGGAUUCUGAAGUGUGGAGAACUUCACAAACAGGGCAACAAACUCUGUGUCUAUGGCAUCAAAGGAGAGAGCAUCAAGGACACUCUGAUGAAGGAUGGUAGGUUUUACUCCUUUGUGGAGAGUGACCAUUGGAAACUCAUUAGUGACCUGGACACCGUCAUAGAAAACACCCAGCCAGUUGAUGAGUUAGAGGGCAAGCUCCUGCAGGUUGAGACUGAACUAACAAAGAACCCGAAGGUAGUGUCUGUCACUCACAAUUCUGAGUUAGAGGACAGAAAAUUUCAUGAGGUAGACGAACACAUUGUGGAUGAGUACCCCACACUGAAAGAACAACGAGAAAAAUUCAGAGCAUAUAUCAAAGAAGAAAGCGAAAAAAGAAAGAAGAAAUUUUCCUUAUUCAAAAUGCAUAAAGAAAACUUUGGGAAACUGACAAAAAAUUCUACUUCUGUUAAACUGCUCAAACAUCUUUCACAUGUCAGUGACUCAGUUGGGUACCUGCGGUGGAACAAUAAUGGAAAUGAAGGCAGUGCCACGUGCUUUGUUUUUAAAGGAUUGUAUAUUAUCACUUGUCGGCAUGUGAUAACUGGCAUUGUGGGGGAAGGCAUAGAUCCAAGUCAGUGGGCAAGCAUAAUUAGUCAGUGUGUAAAGGUGACCUUUGAUUAUGAAGAAUUCCCACCAAGAGAAGACAGUGCUUUUAAUGUUAAACCUUGGUUUGAGAUAUCUAAUAAAACCCUUGACUAUGCUGUCCUGGAACUCAAGGAAAAUGGAGGACGCGUACCUGCCGGACUAUAUAAUGGAAUAGGACCUGCGCCACUUAAUGGGUUGAUUUAUAUCAUUGGCCAUCCAGAUGGAGAAAAGAAGUCUACUGAUGCUUGUACAGUGGUCCCUAAAGAUAAUCGAGGAAGAAAAUGUGAGGAAAAUGUUCGAGAAAGAGAGGCAGCAGGCUGCCGUUUCUCUAUGCCUUUUGUCCUUAUGUUCACCCAAAGAAGUUUCCAGGAAAUGCUUCACAGCUCUCAUGUGGUUACCUAUGACACCACAUUUUUUGGCGGGUCUUCUGGAUCCCCAGUGUUUGAUUCUUAUGGUUCAUUGGUGGCCAUGCAUGCUGCUGGCUUCACUUGUAAGUACCAAAGUGGAGUUUCCAAUAUCAUUGAGUUUGGUUCUUCUAUGGAAUCCAUUCUUGAUGAUAUUAAGCAAAAUGAACAUUGGUAUAAUAUAAUUUUUGGAAAUUGUCAGGAUGAAGAAAUGUGGAGCCAAUAGUCCUAAGGACUGGAGAGGAUUUCAUCUGUUUUCCAACUUUAAGGGAACUGCCCAUGAUGUUGUUAUUCUGCAGACAAUAAUGUUUUAUGAACUUUAAAAAUGAUUGAUUUAACAACAACAACAACAAAAAAUGAAUGUUCUAGAUUACUUCCUGUGUACUAGGCAUUUCUUUUCAAAGUUCACGAACAUCAGCAACAACAACAACAACACACAAACAUUUGAGUUGACUGUUUAACAUGAAAAAGAAGAUGAAGUAUGACUCAGGUCUCAGGAGACUUAGUGUCAGGAGAUGCAAAGAUCUGAAAAAGUACAGAUCAUGGAACUGGACUUGUGGACCAAAGAGAGUGAGGGAAAAGGAGCCUUUGGUUCUCCUGGCAAGUUGAACCUAUUUCAAAGGCACGGCUUUAUUUGGUUCUACCUGUACCUUCCUUCUCUGCCGACCAGAGCUCAGCCAGGUCACUGAGUCACAGGUUUUUCAGCCCUGAGAGGUCCCUGAAAUCACUUGCCUUUCUUCCGCUCUGGCUUUCUGGCUUAAGACUUGAGUCUGGAAUGAACCCGCAAGGAAUGGUGUGGAAGUCAUUGAGCAGGCAAGGGAACUGGUCUCUGCCAUACAAUGUGGCCACCUGGGAGUUCCUGGACUUGAGUUAUGGAGAGCAAACCCUGGAAGAGAUGGUUUCUACGUCACGGGAUUCACCAUGGAAUAGGCCAGGAGGAUGCUGCAUAGCCUAGAACAGUUCUCAGCAGUGACACUCAAGUCCCACUCCUUGGAAGAGAAAGGAAGGCGUGGUCAGGAAGCAUGGUGACACACACCUUUAAUCCCAGGAAGUGAUGGCAGGAAGCAGAAAGGUAUAUAAGGCGUGAGGACCAGGAACUAGAGCUGGUUAAGCUUUUAGGCUUUCAGCAGCAGUUCAGCUGAGAUCCAUUCAGGUGAGGACUCAGAGGCUUCCAGUUUGAGGAAAGAGGAUCAGCUGAGAAGUUGUCAAGGUGAGGUAGCUGUGGCCUGUUCUGUUUCUCUGAUCUUGCAGCAUUCACCCCAAUAUCUGGCUCCUGGGUUUGUUUUUAUUAAUAAGACCUUUUAAGAUUCGUGCUACAUCUGGCGCCCAACUUGUCCGGUACUAAUUCUUGAAAAAGCUACUUGCCUGUGGCCUUGCUGGCCCCAGCUCAGACCCAAGCUACACGUUCCUGGUUGUGGUGGUGCACACUGGUAGGAUUUGCUGAAGGAAGCAGAGGCAGGAGGAUCCCGAGUUUGAGGCCAGCCUUGGAGGCUUGCUAAGGAGAAACUGCGGGCAGGGCCAAGCCACAAAUGGUGGCAGUGGGACCAUGGAGGCAGCAGCUGCUGCUCCAAGUUGCUGGCUCCUUCUCUUCAUGUUGGUGAUCGCGGUGAUGCUGCUGCCUGGGAUGAAGGGUUUACUGCUGCUUGUUCAGAGAACAGUUGCCAGGACCAUCGUGUUACAAGAAAGCAUCGGCAAAGGUCAGUUUGGAAAAGUUUGGCAAGGCAAGUGGUGGGAGUAAUUGCUGUGAAGAUAUUUUCUUCUAGGGAAGAACGUUCAUGGUUCCCAAAAACAGAUAUUUAUCAGACUGUGAUUGCU
Molecule: messenger RNA, 3692 nt
Organism: Peromyscus californicus insignis
Lineage: Eukaryota; Metazoa; Chordata; Mammalia; Rodentia; Cricetidae
Product: serine protease FAM111A-like
Exons: 4
Coding region: 274-2103 (609 amino acids)
Source: RefSeq, a predicted model, not a curated record